CUGACGUCACAAAUGUGUCAAAAUUAUUUCCUAUAUUAUUUACAAUGACUAAAAGUGGUACAGAAGACUUCACAAAGUCCUCAGAUAGAAGACCGAGAAGCGGCAGCGAGAUCAGCCCGCGAGUUCCCCUCCACUUUACGGUGCACAAGCCCGGGUGUCACUUCGAGAGCUGCUGCGGCAUUUGCAAUCUGUUCCCAGGUGUGCUGCUGAUAGCCUUCUGCCAGGUCCUGGUCGGCUCCGUACUCCUCACCCUCAUCCUGACUCAUGGCAAGCAGUACGACAAGAUACAUAAUACACCGGACUCGCAAAUCAUGAGCUUGGGCACCGGCGCCAUGCUGAGCGGUGUGACUGGCGCCGGAUUCCUGCUCAUCAUAGUCGCUCUUACGGAGAAUUGCAGAGCUAUGCUGAUUUAUUUACUGGUGGCGAUGUUUGUCUUGAUGGGGAUUGUGUCUCUGGCGGUGGCUAAGAUUGGGCGUUCCUGUAUACGGUUUAAAGACGCCUCCAAAAUAAAAGAUGAACAACAUAGGCUCGUCAAUCUAGCUUGUGUUAGCGGAUUAUUCACAUUUUUCGGAGCAGUGUUGUAUUUCUUCUCUUUCGUGGUGGUGUUCAGUUUCUAUCACUUCCGGUACGUGAGACGCGCCAUACUCAUGCACGAGGCAGAGUGCGAGUAGAUCUGGAGUUAAUGUUGUU
This is a messenger RNA of Papilio xuthus (Asian swallowtail), 690 nucleotides long. RefSeq lists its product as uncharacterized. NCBI's taxonomy places the organism in Eukaryota, Metazoa, Arthropoda, Insecta, Lepidoptera, Papilionidae. Bases 45 to 671 code for a protein of 208 amino acids. The transcript has 5 exons. The record is from RefSeq and is a predicted model, not a curated record.